AUGACAAACCUCGACCCAUCACAAGCUGCUAAUGCACACAUUCAAGAACGCUUGAAACGACGUAUUCACAGCCCUCAAUCUAUGGCACCAAACUUGCGAUCUCGUCAACUGCAUGUUAUGACAUGGGCUGUCUCGCUUCCGCUUGUUGGAUACGUAGCAUUGUUUGCCGACUUUGGAGAGCAAGAGCAUUGUUUUUCGCCUUUACGUCGUUGGUUUGAUGAGAAACGAAAACGGUUUUGGUCUCUGACACCCGAAGAAGAGGCGUCGCUCCGUUCACAAGGUCAAAUGAAAUAG
Lichtheimia ornata is the source of this 294-nucleotide messenger RNA. RefSeq lists its product as uncharacterized. The coding region runs from base 1 to 294 and encodes 97 amino acids. The record is from RefSeq and is a predicted model, not a curated record. The transcript has 3 exons. NCBI's taxonomy places the organism in Eukaryota, Fungi, Mucoromycota, Mucoromycetes, Mucorales, Lichtheimiaceae.